ACCCGAUCGAAGUGAUGAACUCUCUCCUGUCUCCUCUUUAUAAAUAGAGAGAAACACAACACAACACAUCACAUAAUCGCUUCACCUUAAAACACAAACAAAUCAAUUUUUGUUACUCUUUUUUUUUUUUUUCACUUUUCGUUCUGUCGUCGAGUUUCGACUUCAUUGCACUAUUUAAAGACUUGUGUUUUUUUUUAUACACCUUCUCAACUUGUCUCUAUCUCUUCCUCUCUCUAAAUCCCUCUUUCUUCUUCUUCUUCUCUUAAACCUUCGCUCGACACUGUAAUUAAUUAACAAAGGGAAAACGCACGCACUUGUUCGCAAUCUUCUUUCAACAUUGCCGUUAUUCAACCAACUCUUCAAUUCUCGAAGCUAACGUUCUGAGAUAGCAGUGCUGCGGACUAUGAAAAACCUGCUGUAGCUUCUGUUUCACGCUAUCGAUUGGACAGCCUGCCACCGAUUGACAUGGAGGUUCAAAUUCAUCAACUUGAGCAAGAUGCAUACUCUGCUGUCUUGCGUGCUUUUAAAGCUCAGUCUGAUGCUCUUACUUGGGAGAAAGAAGGUUUGAUAACUGAGCUCAGAAAAGAGUUGAGGGUUUCAGAUGACGAACACAGGGAGCUUCUUACCAGGGUUAAUUCCGAUGAAAUAAUCCACCGCAUAAGGGAAUGGAGACAAACUGGCAUUUACCAACCUCCAAGACGCACCACAUCUCAGCCUCGUCAUGACAUUUUACCCAGUCCAACUGUUUCAGCUUCCCGAAAAAAACAGAAGACGUCACAUUCGGGUCAGUCAUUGCCUGGUUUGUCUUCAGCGAAGUCUGUACCGUACGGUUCUAGUGGACCUGCUGGGGCUAGGCAUUUCGCAAAUCGCAAUUCUUCUAGUAAUCUGUUAUCUAAUGCACCUGCUGAAGGAUCAACGUUUCAUCCAUUGGUUGGUAAGAAAGUUUGGACUAGAUGGCCUGAAGACAACCACUUCUAUGAAGCUGUCAUAACUGAUUACAACUCUGCUGAUGGCCGGCAUGCUUUGGUUUAUGAUAUUAAUAAAGCAAAUGAGACUUGGGAAUGGGUUGAUCUCAAAGAGAUAUCACCGGAGGAUAUACGAUGGGAAGGUGAAGAUCUGGGCAUACUCUACAGAGGUGGACAUAGCGGGCAAGGUCGUGGAGCUAAUAAAUUAUUUGGCCAUGGUGGUGAUACUUUAGGUGCUGGAAGAGGGAGAGGCCAUCCAAGAUUUCACUCCAGAAAAGAACUUGUACUGCCACAAAACGGUAUCGGAAAUAGAGUUCCAGAUGAAAUUGAGUUGCUGAACACAGAUUCACUUGUUAAGGAGGUGGAAAGGGUUUUUGCUACUAGUCUUCCAGAUUCCGUGGAGCUUGAGAAAGCAAAGCAAAUGCUGAAAGAACAUGAGCAGGCUCUUGUUGAUGCCAUUUCGAGGAUUGCAGAUGCAUCAGAUGGUGAAAGUGAUGGAGAACAUCCAUAUUUACAAGGACAAAUAAUGGACAGAGGAUGAGAGCAGAAACCAGCUGUAUUGUGGAGACAAUUUGUGACCCUUGAAGAUGAUCUUUUGUUCUCAUGAAUUCUCAAAUAGAAGUCUGAUUGUAGGUGAAAGCAUAGGCGAUAACAGCAUCAAAUGGUCAAGAUGGUCUUCUUACAGAUUCCCUUUCUGUCAUUUUUAUGUUCAUUACCCUCCUGACUUUUACCUCUGAAAGUGCAUUUUUGUGCUCAAUGACAAUGAAGGAUAUAAACUCAUUCAUUUGGCACAGAAAUUGUUUUAUUUUAAUGCAAAUGUAAAAUACUAAAACUGAAAUGAAAAGACGUUUGGUGUAUUUUUCUCUAA
Messenger RNA from Trifolium pratense (red clover), 1833 nucleotides. Its product is annotated as protein EMSY-LIKE 1. The record is from RefSeq and is a predicted model, not a curated record. Bases 466 to 1506 code for a protein of 346 amino acids. Gene Ontology annotation, biological process: defense response to fungus. The transcript has 10 exons. Gene Ontology annotation, cellular component: nucleus. NCBI's taxonomy places the organism in Eukaryota, Viridiplantae, Streptophyta, Magnoliopsida, Fabales, Fabaceae.